Messenger RNA from Mesorhabditis belari, 357 nucleotides. The record is from the annotation of a GenBank genome assembly. Lineage: Eukaryota; Metazoa; Nematoda; Chromadorea; Rhabditida; Rhabditidae.
AUGCAUCGGCUCUUCGACAUACCGAAUACAAGGAUCGGAAUCACUCAAACAUCCUCAACUCUUUCCGCUCAAGCAUCAAAUCUUCAUCCAACCGACGAGAAAAUCAUGCAAGCACGCGCACAAGUUAACGAGGUGAUGGAUCUGAUGCGUGAAAACAUUGGCAAACUCGCUAAACGCGGCGAGCGGCUUGACAAUUUGGCUGAACGAGCCGAAGCCCUUGAAGCAGGCACUAAUGAUUUCUACAAAACUGCAGUCCAGGUGAAGCGCGAUCGUUACUGGAAAGCCUAUUCGAUGUACCUUGCCAUGCUGGGCACUUUUGCUGUGUUUGUCAUCGCUGGAACGACCUACUAUCAAAUG